AAAUCAAAAAUAAAAAAGUCAUCGUCAAUUCAUCCCGUCGCCUCCCUCCCCUCACCUUCUCCCUCCCUCUCAACCAAUUCAUCACUUUUUCUACUUCCUACAAUUCUAUGGCAUCAGAAAAUCCUUUAGAUUAUUAAUGAAUUUCGAGGAUAAGGAAAACCCACCAAAAUCAGAGCCCGCAAUUACAAACCCUAGAUUCGGCUAGCGUGUGAAUGGAUAUGAAAUUUGAAUUGGGGUAAUCUUUCUCAGUUUUUAUCUGUGGAUUUUUGCCGAUCUGGUGCAUUUGUUUUGCUGGUGAUGACCUUGCUGAUGGAUAACGACAAAGAAAAUCCUUCUAGAGAGCGUGUUCAACAACUUUUCAACAAGAAUGUUGAGUUGGAGAACAAGCGAAGGAAAGCAGCGCAGGCCAGAAUCCCUUCAGAUCCUAACACAUGGCAGAAUAUGCGUGAAAAUUAUGAAGCAAUUCUCCUUGAAGACCAUGCUUUUUCUGAACAACAUGAUAUAGAAUAUGCUCUAUGGCAAUUGCAUUAUAGGAGGAUUGAGGAGCUAAGGGCCCUCUUUGCUGCAGCGGCUUCGGCAGGAUCACCUGCACCCCAAAAUGGUAAAGGGACACUUCGUGCUGUACCUGAUCGGCUUACAAAGAUCCGUUCUCAGUUUAAGACCUUCCUCUCCGAGGCUACUGGAUUUUAUCAUGAUUUGAUGUUGAAGAUAAGAUCCAAGUAUGGACUCCCAUUGGGAUAUUCUACUGAUGAUCCAGAAAAUCAGAUCCCAAUGUCAAAAGAUGGAAAUAAAUCUCCCGAGGGGAAAAAAGGCUUGAUGUCAUGUCAUCGCUGUCUGAUCUAUUUGGGUGAUCUUGCUCGUUACAAAAGCUUAUAUGGAGAAGGGGAUUCUAAAGCCCGCGAUUUUGCAGCUGCUUCAAGCUAUUAUUCGCAAGCUUCCUCGAUAUGGCCUUCAAGUGGUAAUCCACAUCAUCAGCUUGCCAUACUUGCUGGAUAUUCAAAUGAUGAACUGCUGUCGAUAUAUCGCUAUUUUCGAAGUCUAGCAGUGGAUAUCCCAUUUGUAACUGCAAGAGACAACUUAAUCAUUGCGUUUGAGAAGAAUCGUCAGAAUUACUCCCAGAUACUUGGUGAUGGUAAAGCUCCUUCUGUGAAGAUGUCACCUGCAAGGUUGCCUGGAAAGGGAAAAGGCAAAGGGGAGCCAAGGCCUGCUUUGAAGGAAAAUAAGCCAGUAGCUAGUGCAAUGAAGGAAAGACCUCCAAAUAAGUCUGAACUCUUCAAAGCUUUUAUUACAAAAUUUGUUAGGUUGAAUGGCAUUCUCUUCACGCGCACGAGCCUCGAAAUCUUUCCUGAAGCGUUCUCUAUGGUUAAAAGUGAUUUAUUAGAACUUCUUUCCAGUGGGGCUGAUGACGAGCUCAACUUUGGGUCAGAUGCAGCUGAAUGUAGGCUUGCAAUUGUUAGAAUGAUUGCGGUCCUAAUAUUCACUGUACAUAAUGUGAGCAGGGAUGGUGAAAACCAAUCCUAUGCUGACAUUCUACAACGCUCUGUCCUGCUUCAAAAUGCUUUUACUGCUACAUUUGAAUUUGUGGGCAGCAUUCUUGAGCGGUGCAACCAUUUAACUGAUCCCUCAUUAAGCUAUUUGCUACCUGGGAUUAUGGUGUUUGUGGAAUGGUUGGCGUGUCGUCAGGAUUUUGCUGUUGGCAGUGAAUUGGAGGAGAAACAAUUUAAUGCAAGAUCUUUUUUCUGGAAUAAAUGCAUCAUGUUUCUGAAUAAGCUCUUGUCUAGUGGCAUCGUGUCGGUUAAUGAAGAUGAAGAUGAGACAUGUUUCUCAAAUAUGAGCAAGUAUGAUGAAAGUGAAACUGCAAAUCGCCUUGCAUUACCUGAAGAUAUUGAGUUGAGGGGAUUCCAUCCUCUGCUUCCUGCCCAACUCAUCCUUGAUUUUUCGAGGAAGCACUUAUUUGGAGGUGAUGGAGGCAGCAAAGAGCGGAUUGCACGUGUAAAGAGGAUCAUCGCAGCCGGAAAGGCUCUUGCUAAUGUUGUUCGAGUUGGCCCUGAUGGAGUAUAUUUCGACGAUCAGAUGCAAAAAUUUGUCUUUGGUGCUGAACCUCAGAUUUCUGAUGAUCUUUCGCUUCCCAGUCAUUUGGAACCUAAUGUGAAUGUUAACUCGCUAGAUAUUUCAUCGAUAGGCCGAAUGGCUCUGGCUGCUCUGCCAAAGAUAGUGGUGGGUGCGGAAGCGGAUGAUGAAGACGACGAGGUGAUUGUAUUUAAGCCUCCAACUACUGAAAGGCAUAUGGAUGAGUUCUCUCUGAAAUUGACUUCUCCAGGGAUUUCUGCUUCUGUUGGUGAGGCUUGCAAGGUUGAUUUUGGGAAUGAAAAGGGAUAUCCCUCUGCUGUCCAGGACGGGUUUCUCUUGCAGAGUGCGGUGACUGCAGGCAUGAAAUCUUCUGCACCUGUAUUUAACACUGUCGUUAAUGGAACUACUCAGUAUCUGCAACCCAUCCAACCCAGCACAUCAAUGUGGUCAGCAAAUCACUCGCCUAUUGUAAAUGGUUUUUCCCAGAUGAACUUGAUGGAAAAUGGAGUGAGAUCUGAUCUGCAAGAUAAGUUCGAAGUUUAUCAACAUGCUUCUGUUUCCUUGCCUUACCCCCAAUUUAUGAAUGCUGGUCCUAGCCAUAACUAUCCUAUUAUGAAUCCACAAGCUAGUGUACCGUCUAAGUUUGACUCCAUUAUACCUUCUGGGUCAUUCGUUGAUAGCCUGAGCAUCAAACCAUCAUUGGUCAUGCCACCUGGCUCAAAAAAGUAUCCAGUGAGUCGACCUGUUAGACACAUCGGUCCACCACCUGGUUUUGCUUCUGUUCCUUCCAAGGUUGUGGAUGAAGCAUUGUUCAACAGCAUGCCCCAGAAUGGGACUUCAAUCCCUCAAACGGAUGAUUACAGCUGGCUAGAUGGCUAUCAGCUGUCUUCAUCCAAUCAAGGUGUUGGGUUCAGCAAUUCUGGGAAUCAGGCCGUCCCUGCAUUCCCUUCUGUGACCUUCCCUUUCCCUGGGAAGCAGGUGCCGAUACAAGUCCAGAGUGAUAAUCAGAAAGGCUGGCAGGACCAUCCCUUUUCGGAACAUAUGCUGCACUAUGAGGAGCAGCAGAAAGAAUUUCAGAAAGGAAACCAACAGCUUGGCUUGCCACAGCAGCAGUAUCAAGGACAGUCACUUUGGGAAAGUCGUUUCUUUGUGUGAGAUGAUUAAGGAAGCAUAGAUGGCAAAGCAUCAAAUAUUCUUGGGUGCUGCAUUUCGUCCGUCAAUGUUGGGAAAUUGUCAAUGUUAUUGUUUUAAUGGAACAUUGUUGGUCUGGAGCGUUGCAGGCACCUGCUUUCCAAGAGGUAUCUCUCUCCAUAUCCCCCAACUCUAGAACCUUUUUCUCUGUAUUCUCCGUUUGAGGUUACGUGUUUUUUUUUUAAUUUUCUUGCAGAUGGUUUGAAUGGAGCUUAUAAUUCAGUGAGUAAUGGGCGUGGAUAUCUUAUAAGCUUGAAUGCAUUCUCUGGUCGGAUCAGUUGGAUAAGCCUUCAGGGAUAUUUGGAUUGUGGUGGAUGGCCUGGAUGGGAAUUUGUAGAAGUUGUAGCAAAUCCUAUACCUUUGUGGCUGGUGAAGUUCUUUCAUCUGAAGCAUUCCGUGUGGUGUCUGCCAUGAUGAAAGUUUGAAAAGCUAAAAUUUUAUAAUAUUAGUCUUUGCAGUCGUCAGUAUGUCAACAAAAGCACUGAAGUGGAAUUUGAUGAUUCGUAGAGAUUUUUCUUUUAUAAUUGAAGUUGUUCAUGGUUGAUGGUUUAAAUAAGAAUGCGCUGAUAAACGCAAUAAGGUAUUUCAACCUGUGUGGUUACUGGUUUUAUUACUGAAUCAAGACCUAAUAUUCUUAGGUGAUUGUUUUUCUGUCAAUUGUCAAGUACAUUGUGAUGUUACUAAUUAGAUGUCUGUUUAUGUCA
Molecule: messenger RNA, 3965 nt
Organism: Salvia splendens (bonfire salvia)
Lineage: Eukaryota; Viridiplantae; Streptophyta; Magnoliopsida; Lamiales; Lamiaceae
Product: protein SMG7
Exons: 7
Coding region: 298-3225 (975 amino acids)
Biological process (GO): nuclear-transcribed mRNA catabolic process, nonsense-mediated decay
Cellular component (GO): telomerase holoenzyme complex
Molecular function (GO): telomerase RNA binding; telomeric repeat DNA binding; protein binding
Source: RefSeq, a predicted model, not a curated record